Messenger RNA from Hevea brasiliensis (rubber tree), 4611 nucleotides. Its product is annotated as CST complex subunit CTC1. The record is from RefSeq and is a predicted model, not a curated record. The transcript is spliced from 16 exons. Gene Ontology annotation, biological process: telomere maintenance via telomere lengthening; positive regulation of DNA replication. Gene Ontology annotation, cellular component: CST complex. Bases 60 to 4166 code for a protein of 1368 amino acids. Gene Ontology annotation, molecular function: single-stranded DNA binding; telomeric repeat DNA binding. NCBI's taxonomy places the organism in Eukaryota, Viridiplantae, Streptophyta, Magnoliopsida, Malpighiales, Euphorbiaceae.
CACGCUUCACUCUUCGCCUAUCACAUCCCAAUCUAAUUUCGCUUGAAAAUUCUAGCAAAAUGGAAGAAGCUGUGGAGCUACUGACAAUAUCAGAGCUGCUCCGUCGUGGUCGGCCAUUUACGGCCACAUCCUCUCUCAAUUCCUCUCCCAGCGUUUCUGUACGUCCUCCUUCCUCCAAAUCAAAAUCCAUGGAUAAAAAUUCCCAAUCCCAACCACCACCUCCUGGUCUCACUACUAACUCAAACCCUAACCUUAAAAUACUCGCUCCUUUGAGUCAACCGGCUAUGCUCGUGGGAACCCUACUUCUUCCUACUGAAACCCUAAAAUGCCCGAAUAAGAAUUGCUUUCAGUUCUCGGACUGUUCAUCUACCAUUUGCUGCGAUAUUCUCGAUUUUAGUGUCCGUGUAAUUGGAAAGAAGAUUCAGGUCCUCGCUUGGAAUUUCAUUCCCCUAAAACAUUCUGGUGGUGGGUUUUUAGAGAUUAUCAAAUGGAGUUUUCCAGAUUCAAGUACUAGUACCUUUUCCCGCUGUUCCAGUAUGGAUUCAUUUCCUAUAGUUUCAGGUUCUUCUCCUCCUCCUCCUCCUCCUCCUCCCACUAUCGCAGACGAUUCCAAAGCUCGUUUUAGCGUUCACGGCCCAAUUGAAUCAACAAGUCCUGUUUCACUUGUACCAUGUUUAAGUGGUGAUAGCAAGACAAACAAUCUUCGCGGGUUUAUUGUACGAAUUAUGGUUUGUGAGUGUAAAUUGUGUAAUUCUAAGGAGUCUGUUACAGUUUUACAUAAUUUAGCUCAAGGACAGCAUCCUCAUUCUUUUACAAAACCUUUGUUUAUAUAUUUCUUUGGUUCUUCUUGGAGCUGGCAUCCUGUGAUUGCCAAGCUUGUAGGGAAUGAUGUCAGGCUAUCGGGGCUGAAAAAGAAGUUGGUUUUUAUAGGGAAAGACAAGUCUCAAUUGAUGUUUGUAACUACAGAAAAUUCUGUUUUGCAUUUGCCUAGGUUAUCCAAGAAAUGGUCACCAUUUUUGAGAAAUGUUAUUGUGGGAAAAGGAGAAUGCGGUGCUUAUACUGGUGUUGUCAAGGGUGUAUACAUGCAAGGAAUGGUCAUUGAGCUGGACAAAGAAGUAUGGCUUGUACUAACUGAUCAGCUACUUGCUGCACCACAUAGUUUAAGGGUGGGCGCCAUUAUUUCUUUGAGAAAUGUGCAUUUUGUUAAUCCAAAAUUCACUUGGACGCAAAUGCUUAUACUUGGGACUUGCUUAAAGACUAGCAUUACUGUAGAGUCAUUCUCACCAUUGGAAACGGGGUCUAAUAUAGUUUUUCAAUCUCAAAGUCAGUUGGGGAAGUUUAUUAAUUCCUUGACUUUUUCUGCCAGAAUAUGGGCACUACUUAUCAUUUCAAGUUUUCGCAAGAAGUUUGCUGGGAUUUUAUCAGAAAAGGAGAUCUUGGGAUCAAAACAUAAGGAAGGACUGGCUCAGAUGUUUUCUAAUUCACAUUUACCCCCUUCAGUGAUUCAUGCUCGGCGUGGAAUACUUACAGAACUAUGCAAGCAUAACUCAUGUGGUUGUGAUAGUGAACCAUAUUGUGCUGACCUGAAAUUGGUGGCACCUAUCUCUACCUUUCUCCAUCAUUGUGAGGUCAUGUGGAUGAAAGCACUCUUGCAGAUGGAGAGCAACUUUUACAUCUUGCGUGACGAAUCUCAAUUUGAUCUUGUGUCGUGUGAAGGAAGAUCUCAUAGUCGAACGUUGAGGAGGAUGUUUCAUAGUGAAGAUAUAGGAGUUUCUUUGCUUGGAAGUCUAAAGAUUUCUCCAUAUUCUGGAAGGUUGCAGUUAGUUGAUGCAACAGGAAGCAUUGAUGUUAUAAUACCCAACUUUCCAUCCACUUGGAAGUCCAAUUGCAUCUAUGAGGUUGUUGACUAUAAUCUAAUUGUGGAAGGCACACCUGACCUUGUGGAUCAUACAGGAUUGCCUGACAGUGAGUCACUGUCAUGCAGGCAUAUCUUUUAUCACACCCCUUGGGCAAGAGAGAUGAAAUUAACAAUUUAUAUCAGUUUUCGCUUAGGCAAUGCAACUUGCAGAAAUCUUCCGUUUUAUCCUUGUGUGGACUGGAAUAAUGAAUUUAUGGAACUUCAAGGUGGAAGAUUUCAUCUGAUAUGUGUAACACACAAAUAUCCUGUGCUACAAAAGUUUAAAGGUGAUCCGGUGAUAACAGACUGUUGUACUAUGUUUGCUGAGGCCAUUAUCUUGCCUUGGGAUCUGUUUCUUGGAGUGAAAGAUGGAGCUAUGCUUCCAUUUAAGAUUUCAGGGGAUUGGCUUAAUGAAUCGUUGGCACAUUAUCCCACUGAAAAUUACCAGGAGCGUCUGUCCAAUAAGAAGCGUAAAAUUGAUCAGGCAUCAAGCCAGGCUUUAAAGAGAUCCAAUGAGGGGGAAUGUGGAAACUUGAGUUCUCUCGAAAUUCCAUGCCUGGCCACUGUUAGAACUGCUAAUAGGCAAAACUUAGGUGGUUCAGGAAAACUGUGCUUCACAAAAUCCAAGGUAAAGAUUGAUGCUGACUGUAAACUGAGUGCAGAGAAGGUGUUGCUAGAAUUCAACUCUGAAAAUUUGUUCAAGUAUCCGGCGUUGCAGAUUGGCAGUUAUUACAUCAUAAAGCACCAUCCAGAAGAAUCCUUUUGUAGCAUUAAGGACUAUGAUAAUGUUAGCGGUGUUAGAGUUAUUAUCUCUUCCAGAACACACAUGUGGAGCCUUUCUUUCUCUUCUGAUGAGGGAGUAACAAAUAAUAAAUCUUCAAAUCUUCCUUCUCAAAGUGAUUCUUCUAUCAGUUGUAGAGAAUUUCCUAUAAGAGAUCAGGUUGAACUACUCUUGAGGUCCACUGGUAAUGUUCCAGAAUUGUCUUCGGAUGUUUGUCUUCAUCUCUCUGCAAAUGCAAAGGCUUUUUUGGAAGUAAAGCUUAAUGAAAAUAAAGAAGCCCACACUGAGCCAAUUAUGACCCCAGAAGAGACUUUAAGUGAUUCUUCUGAUAUUUUGACCAUGAUAUCUUCAACUGGUUUCUUUUCUGGAUCCCUUGAUUUUACUUGCCUUUUUCCUGAGGGAAAUUUAACAUCUGUGUGUGGAGAUGUGGUAGACAUUCAUGGUUUUGACUGCAAUUCUGCUGCCAAUGCCCAUUUAAGCUGUGAAAGAUUAGAUGAUGGUCUUCACAUGAAAUUUUUUCAGGAAAGCACAAACAUUUCUUGCAUCCAUGUUUUGGUGGAUGAUCAAAUGGUAAGCAUUUUUGGUUCUCUUAGCAAACAUGCAUAUCCUGUUGGAUUUGGACCUGGUGUAAAUGCAACAUUUCAUCGAAUUCUUAAAUUGAGGGUGACAAAUAAAUUGCAGCUGACACCUGCAUCAUUUAUCGUUUUGAACUCCAUAAGGGUUGCAAAUGAACAAUACGAUGAUAAAUGUUUUAAAUUCUGCUCUACUUUGUGUAUGCCAUCUGCUUCCUCUUUGGACAAUGUUUCUUCUGGUAUGAUUUCUGAAUUGAUUCAGUGCUCAGAUUGCAAGCCAAUGCGGUUUAAUUGCAGGGUUGUUGCUGUCCAUGUCUUGGUUCUGGAGAAGAAUAUAAAAUAUUAUGGCUUACGUUCUGAAGUCCAGGCUGGACACUUCGUUGACAUUCCGCUUGUGGGUUUUGUGUUGGAUGAUGGAUCAUCCACAUGUUGUUGCUGGGCCAAUGCUGAAAGAGCAGCAACUCUAAUGAGGCUGCAUGAAGAACUUCCAAUGAGGGCUUUUGAAAGCAGUGGCUGCACAUUAAAGUGGUUGGGGAUAGACAAGAAUUGCUGGAAAAGCACUAUGUUUCAUCUUGAAAGAAUUUUGAGGAAGCAUGGCAGAAUUAUUGUGAGAAAUGAUGGACCAAUAAUAGAUUCUUAUCAAGAUUAUACUGUUUCUGUCAGUUCGGAUGAUGCCCUAAGCAGCUCAGAUGAGAAUCUCCUGAAAUUCAUAGUCUUCAAUGCUUGUUUUGGCACAUCUUGGACUGUGAUUGCUGGUUUGAUGGAUCCAAAUGCUGUUAAGCAGUUGGAGAAAGAGCACCUUAUACAAAUGGGGACGACAGUGCUUUCCAUGCAGAAUUUGUGGGCUAUGGAAGUUCAAUACAUGAAUACUCUCAGCGAGGCGAGGAACAUUAUUGAACAACUGAUAGACAGGUAAUUAUUCAUAUAGACGGGUAAUUAUUCAUGCUGCUAAAUUUGAAAGUAUGGAUGUUUCUAAAUAUUACGCCCAUGCCGUUUUCCCCAACACGAUGUGGUGGUAUAGCUGGAAGUGUAAACUCCUGUUGCAUUUCUAUGACCUUUUGGCCUUUUGCUUCCCACAUCCAUAAAGUCCUCUUCAGCUGGGCUAUAAAUCUAGUAAAUUGUAUAUAUGCAACAUCUUUAGGGUAACACCAUACAGAUUUAAACUUUCAUGUAAUAUACAUGUGUGUGGCCGAAAACAAAGCUGAGUGAUGAUCAGCCAACCUCAACUUUUAUGGGUCCUAGUCACUGAGGCAUGCUUGAGUAGAUGUACAAAUGUGCUACAAAUGUGGCAUCCCUUUGUACUUGCUUCAUGAUGAUUCGUGCAUGAAUGCCAAUAAGAUUUCAAAUUAUAUCUUGGUAAA